GAAGCGAUAUCUUUCAGGGCUUUGAUUCGCGGUGCUCACAGAGGAAGAAGAAAAGGUAGAUGACCACCGUGAAAAACAUGACAAAAUGUAAAUCAACGAAGAAGCCAUGUAUGCCUCCCAGAAUUUUGCUCAUUUACUGGUCACCAACUGGUACGUUAAGCGGCCGCUCCUUAGUAUUUAUUCAGAAAGCAGAUGAGAUAUUAAAGAAAUCGGGAACAACGAUGGAUGCUGCCCAAGCGAUGACAUGAAUGUGCCCGCGUGCUGCCGCUACGUGUCGCCUCAAAAAAUGAAAGGUCCAGGAAGGUGACACAAUGACUACAUCUGCUAUCCUUGGAAGUUAGAGGGCUUAUUCCUGACUGGGAGGUGCCGUCUCGCCUGCCAGAAGGAGGCAAUCCUUAGGCAAGGAAAAUGAUUAAUCGAGAAAUGCUUGCAAAGGCAGCCCUCAACAAUGUGUCUUCGAGACAAGUUCCAAGUCGCACGGAGCAUCGCCUGCAGCCUUCUGGCACUUCAUUUUCGAGCACACCCGUUCCAACUCAGAUGACUCGGAAUAGUCACGUGACUGUCACGUUAGAUGGCACAUCAAGUGCACGGAACUUGUUGCAACAACAUACUCGACAGUAUGAUGACUCGCUUCUUCGACGCCAGCUGAACAAAUGUGCCAUGGGCUCAGCAGCAGCAGUAGGAGCACCACCAGCAGCAUCCGGCAAGGGCCAGGCAUUAGCCCCUGAAAGGAGCCUGCUUGCCCAGCACUUAACUCAGAGAAAUAAUGAGCCAAAGGCUGUGGAGUUAGCCCCCACUGAGAGAGUGCGCGUAUUGAAAACGUCGGGUGGGACAGUAACGGUGCGCUCACUCAGUCCUGUGUCUACGCCCAUCAGGGUACAUGCAGAACAACAAGCCAGGGCACCUUAUAGCACAGUGCACACUGAACCGCCAAGAGCACCUCCCCGUAGCAUAGAGCAUGGUGUUGCUGGUAUCCCCUUGCAGAGGAGAGCACCACCCUCAUCACCCAUCAUGGGUGCACCUGUUGCAGUACCACGCAGAAUAUUGCCCAAGCCCGUGCAUAGCCUCUCCUUCAUGGCCAAUGGGAGCCGUACACAUCAGAAUUCAUCUGUGGUCCCUGUUCAGGAUGCGACCUCGAGAAUGAGGUAUGUGGAUGUUCCCAUAAAUGCCAGUCCAAACGACGUGAUCACUGGUCUGAAGAAUAUGGCAGUAGUUCACCCCCAGGUGCGGCCUUCCAUGUCUGUUAAGCCCAUCGCUGCUGACGAAUUAGCCAAAGAUGCGCAGCUUUCAAAGACAACCCUUCAAAAUAUGACUGCCAACGUGGCACAGAAAGUGACACAGUUAAGCACCACAGAAGUUGCCUCUGCUGCAGCUGCUGCUGCUGAGCAGAGGACCGUUUUAGAGCCAAACUGUGUCGUCCCAGUGUCAAUCCAGCGAAGUUUUCCCGGACCUGAUGUACAGCGUGUAGGUGAAGAUGAAGGCAGGAAAUCGAAAAUGAUCAUUGUGGACCUCACGGAACCCACGGAAACUUCUCCAACAGCUAAGCAGGAUUUAUCAACCAUAAGCACACGAGCUGAGAUGAGGUUGUCGACACCUCCCACUGUGACAGAUGAACCGCUUCAAUUGGAGGCGGGUUGCCUCCAAGUGCCAUCGGGCCUCAAAGUGGACUUUAUCAACUUAGACGACUUGUUAAUAGGCGACCUAAGCUAUCUAGCCAAGUACUUUGGCCUGAGUAUACUGGAGCCCCUGUCUAUGGAUGAUAUUGCCAACAAGGGCCUGUCAGAGUGGAUAGAUAUCUCGGAUGAGGCCGAGGUGGAGAAGACAUUUGCAGAGCUCAAGGCCCUGAAUGGGAGCCGUGGUCAGCAGCUUUUCUGGGCUAAUCGAAUGACGCCAGAAAGUUCAGACGUUGCGUAUCCCAUUGUAGUUCCUGAAUAUGAAGAGCUUGAGACCACUAGCCUCCCAGCUGACGUCACAAAACCUGCAACGACAACAACAAUGGAAACAGCUGAUGGAAAGGCUUCCCCAGCAGGAGCUAGCCGCAGUCCAAGGGGCACCAAGGAAGGCACUGCCAAGAGCCCUCUCAUCUUGAUCAUCAAGAAGGGAGCCAACAGCAGUGCUUCGAGUCCAGCAUGGCAGCUGUCUCCAUGCAAGAGUAGCACAGCAAAGGAUGAAAAAGAGGAGUCCAAGACGCUCUUCUGCAAUGCACUGAACCUGUUGCCAAGUUCGGGCGAACAGCUAAAGAAGAUGCGCAAGGGCAAGUCAGCCCGUGCACUGGCUGUGCUCAAAGACAAAGUGAUGUCAGAGUACCUCAAGAACCACUUCGUGCCACUGCACCGUGUGCAGGGCAUGUACCGGUAUUUGUUUAAGAAGGGGCACCUACGGGAGGGCAAGCUGACUUAUGCCUGUGAGGUUUACCGGAACCUGCGAAGUCGAGAGAACCGGCCGAGGGCUUCUCUGGUCAUCUCACGGUAUGAUGAUGAGGACUUCAUUCCCAAAAAGAAUCAGCCGUCAUCUCCAGGCCUUCUUUGGCACUUGAAGAAGAAGAAAGUUACUUCGAAAUAUGAAAUGGACGAUGAUUACGUCCCGAAGAAAGGUCAAGUCAAUGGCCAGAAACUUCGGCGCAGCCUAUGGGGCCGGCCAAAAGGUUCCUGGAGGACGGCGGCAGCUAACAGCGAUGCCAGUAGCAACAGUAGAAGCCCAUCUGUUGAAGUAGCCCCAGCCAGUCUAGCAGAACUUGAAGGUUGCUGCACGACGCCGCUGUACAAGCUGGAAGCAGGCAACUGGACUCCCAAGUGUUCCGCAGACGACUCUAGUCGAUGGGACAUCUGGGUCUCGGAGAACUCUCUCGAGAACAAGAUGUCGCGUCCCAUUCCAAUGGUGGUCCUGACCAGGAUUGAAGACUGUGAUGCAGAUGCUUCAGGGACUUCCAAGGUUGAGUCGCCACAGCGCACGGUGGUGUCGGAGUUGUUCUGCAGCCAGUGUUCCUACAGCUGUCUCAACAAACCUUCCUUGGUGAACCACUUCUCUUCUAAGCACAAGGGAACAGACGUCUCCUUUAAGACUGUGGUCAUGAAGUGCCGCAUAAACAAGAGUGCCCCUACUGCUAAAGGUAAUGGGCCAUCUACAUGACUGCUGGAAAGGAAAAAGGCGAACUCGUGCACUGGUUGCCACCACGCGGUGCAUCAGCCGUGGCACGACUCUUGCUGACACGCCUUUCCCUGGUGCUCGUGGAACAGGCAUCCGAGCUGCCUGUUGUGUUCCACUUCACUGCCGAUUAAUUAUUUAUGACAAAGUGACUGUCAAUCUGUGGGAUAUGUGUGUGUGCUGUGAGAGGCGCUGUAGUAUAUAUGUGUUGCUGUUGUUUCCUCAACGCUGUUAACCGAUCACGUUGUACGUAUAUUUUGAGCGUUAACAAUUUUCACGGUCAUGAAGGCGCAUUUUCUACGAUAAUGAGAAUAAGUAAUGCAAUCUUUAUUUAACAUGUAGGCUUUAGCAGGGUUGUAUCUUUGUAGAAUGCUGUUACAAUAUUCAAGUUCACCAGUUCUAUUAUAUUACUGUGGCAAAAGCUAUCGUGUUGGCAAUAAGUGUUGUAUGUAGUAAAUAGCUGUUGCUUCGAGACGAUUCAUCAACUGUUGUGCAGAGUGAAUUGAAAGGCUCUGACACAGCAUGGAUUGUAUAAUACCAUCGUAUUGAUUGUUCAAUAAUUUCAAGCGUUUUAUAUAUGUGAAGCCUAUCAUCCCCACUGUGGCAUUUUCAGCCAAAUGAAUAUUAUUAGUGCGUCUUGAGUGAAUUUCACUUGUCACAUGCAAUCGGCAGUUUGCAUGGCAAUGCACAUUCUUAUGGAAAAGAUCAUAUGGCCAUGCUCUUCAGUCUUGCAAUAUACUGCCUUACACAGAACGUUUUCCUUUCUUUUUUCAUUUUUACUUUAACUGGUGGUAGACAGCACUUAAAUAGGCCAGCCUUCCCAGUAGACUGGCCUAUUGCUCAUGCUCAUGUAGAAAAUGAGCAGGUUCGUGUAAAACGAGGCAAGGGUAUUGGUGACUCUGGCAGUCACCAUCUGCUGAUCAAAUCGUCAUCAGUCGUGAUGAUUUCACGCAAGCAAUCACUCGUCCCGGGAAACAUUGAGCUGAAGUUGCAUACUCAUUGUUUGGCUAACAUACUGUGUUUGCAUGACUAUAAUGUUAGGAACAACUUUUCACGAGUUCAAAAAAUAAAAAUGAUAAUAAAUGUGGUAAAGAGGAACUAAUACCCCUGUUGCAUGGGCAGCUGUGAGCUCCUCUGAGAUAAUGGAGCACGAAGAGUUUCUAACGGAGUUCUACAUCACGGCAGUUGCAGUUGAGUCUCGCAACCCCUUACUUUUAACGGAAGCCGUCAGGGGGCUGUUAUGUGCUGUUUGGCUUAUAUGUGCAAGAUAAAAGAAAUCACUUUCAGGUAAGAAAAGCGAUCCUGUUUUUUUUUUGUGUGUUUUCACAAAAUAACCUAAAACUUCAGUGGCAAGAAUUAUCACAAUAGCUUAUUAAAAAUAUGCAGUCACUUCUGGUAUCAGCAGUUGUGGCCAGCCUGUGCUUUUUUUUUUAGUGAUCAUGACUCAACAAAAUGACAAUAGCAUUGCGUUAUGUCACAGUGGCUGUUACCGAUCAUCAUCGCGUAUGUGGUACAUGAACAUGGUACUGCUGGGGGACAAAUUUAUAAUAAUGAAAGGUUUAUUGCUUAUCAAAAAGGUCAAACUAUAAUAAAGAGAACUCCAUCAAGGUUCAAUAGAAACAUAAAUGCUCUUGGCAAACCAGAGUGGGAGGAUAGGAUACAGGUGUCCAUAUAGCCAAACCAAAGUGGUGCCAGCAACCAAGCACUUCAGGCAUGCUCGUGACGUGCAGAUUUAGAGUGUUGUGAGCACAAAAUUGUUGAAAGAGUUAUUGAACUUGUUAGGUUAGAUUAGAUUAGGUGCUUGGUUCACUUAUCACUGGGGCACGCUGGGUGCGAGAAAACUCCCCUCAAUUGUCAACUUGCUGAAUUCCCUUCACCAAAAACAGAAUGACACCUACGUGAUAGCACAUGCGUCACCUCAAUGUCCUUUGAGUUGACAAAUAUGUUAGUUGGCGACCAUGGGAAAGUUUUGAAAAAAGCAACCAUAGCUGAAGGCUUAAUGAGAGCCUGUAUGUGCUUAAAGGCAAGUUAUUUUAUGUGGUGUCACUGGUAACAUCCUCCUUAUGGGCUGUGAGCCAGAAUAUUCAUGCUAUUCAAGGAGUUUUAUGGCAAACUGAGGUUCUCUUAAGCAAAAACACAUGGACAAGAGCAGUAUGUCUGGAAGAUGUCACGAGAUAAGCAAACCUCGCACCUUUUACUGUAAGAUGGGCACGCAAGAACUGACUGCAACAUUGUUGGAUUAGAUUGGCAGGCCCUAUUCGCAGUCUAAGGUGAUGACCAUGCUUGGAUCCAUGUUUGGCUUCUCAUGAAAGUCUGAGGCAAGUUGAGAGCGCAGGAGACGUUCUUCAAACAGGUUGAUGUGCCUGCCUUUUAUAACCUGUGCUUAAAUAAAUGGUUUUCUUGCAGCGGUCGCACUGGCCCAAAAGUGAAAGUGCUUAAGCACUUGAGCAACAAUGAGCCCACCAUGGCCGUAUACCACCUGCACGAACAGCUGAGAUUGGCAGGUGUGAGGACCGAAAAAGCAGCUCACAGACAAAUAUAUUAUUUAAACAGACUUUAGUGCGAGUCAUCUGUCUGUAGCUCACAUUGCAGACGGUUCUUUUGAAAAGAUCUACGACACAAAUUUUUCUGUGCUCCUGUCCAUAGAAUUUUCUCACUCAGAAUUGGCACCUGAAUGAGGCUUGAAAAAUAUCAUUUAUGACAUGGUUGCCAGUAUAAUGCAAGGUGUUUGCAAAACAUCUGAUUAACGCACAAAAGCUCAUGUUAUAUUCGUGUAUAUUCAGUAUGUUGCCAAACAGCCAUAGGUAUUAUGGCAAAAAGGAAAAAUGCAUACUGUACUAUACUUGGUGACUGCCCAGUACAAGCUCUGCCCACAAUCCCACGCUGCAUCUGGCCGCUGUGCCUCUUGUGUUCCAAAACAUUCUUUUUGAGGAAUAUUGAUAUUGAAAGAAGUACAUCUCGGCCACAGUGUCAAAAUGAGAUAAUGUAAUUGACUGGCACAUAUAUACGAAUUCACAGAGUUGGCGCUGUACUCUUUGGUCAUCACCGACUAUACAUACCUCCUGACCACAGUCAAACUUCUUGCAUUCUAUGCAUAGGCUCAUAUUCUCUCUGCAAAUUUUUGGUAAAGCAGUUAUGUCGCUUCUCUUAGUAUGGAGAUCUUACAUUUACUUUUUUUUUUUAAGAUACUAGAUCACUCUGCGACUAGAUUUGUUAUUUCUCUUAGGUAUGUGGUGUUUCUUGCAAGCAUGUACUGUGUAGACUUGUGCAAGAGCUGCAUCUUCUGCAUUACAAGUUGGGGUCAGGCUAUUACAGUGCAGUUCAUUUAGAUGUUGAGCCUAAAACUUUUACUGCGGUAACUGGUUUUUGUUGAACUGCGCUUAAGUAACAACUGUCCAGCAAAAGUUUUAGUGCUCCUGUGCUGUAAGGGUCAUACUAUUUUCUUUAUCUUCUUUUGGCUAUUGAGUGACAACCUUACGAAGGCCGAGUCCUGCAGCUAUCCGCUCUGCGGACACAUUGCCAGCAUGUGUGGUGAAAAAUUUGCAAUUUUAUCAUUUAGACAACAAAAAGAAAAUGCGCAUGAGGUUUUACUAAAGCUCCAAAAUUCUUGCUUAGUUCUGUGGCCACUGUUACAUAAUAAAAAUGCAUAUUACAUCCGUUCACCUCACAGUAAGCUAGCGGCAUCAUCUUGAUUGCAUAAAAUUUAAAUCCAGAUCACGAAGUGUGCUUAGUUAAGCAUGCCUAUCUGCAAACAUAGCAGUUCUGCCUGGGGCCAUUUUAUUGUUUUCUCUUAAAUGUGCCCAAUUCACUAUAAUAACAGCUGUUUCAAAAGUUGAAUUCAGGUGACGUUUUGCCAAAUUCAUUCUGAAAACAGCUCAGUGGUAGAGCAUCGCACACGUAAUGCAGAUGAUGUGGGUUCAGCUCACACCAGCGGCACAUGGUUUUAUCAUCCACUUUCAUUUGCCUCCUUUACCUUAUUUCUACAUUUCAAUUAAAAACAACAAAUAAUUUGCACUAUGGUUUAAUUGGCUUCAUUAUCUGUUGACUUCAUAUGGUUGUCACUAACAAAAAUUGAGCCCCUCGUCUGCCCCUCUUCUUAAUAAAGUAUAAUUCUUAAGUAUAAUUUGAUUGUAACAUCUGAUAGGUGACCUAAAUCUCAUUGAUACGUGCAUCUUGACUUCAAUACGUACGGCAUGAUAAAAAGACAAAAAAGCCACAACCAGCUAAUCAGAGAUAUUAUUGAAUUGAAACUGAGAGCUAGGCUUGGUGAAUUUUGUGUCUCGAAACCAUCAAUCAUGCUAUCGAAAAGGGACUUGCAAGUUUUUAAAUUAAAUGUAAAUGUAGUGGCCAUGCACAGCUUAUUCCAUAUAUGUGCAAGGUUUCUCAUCAAUAAACAAUCAGUUGAAAGUCAGCUCUGCGUGUACCUCCAUCUCUCUUUUUUGUCCUGGUUUUUUCGUGCACUACAUAGGAAAGUCAAGAUGUACCAACUUGCCCAAACUGCUGCACCUGCGAUAUGUGCAGUUCCUUCUUGCCAAGGGGUCAUGCAAAACCUGGUUUUGUUGCUCUGGCCUAUUACUAUGACUGAUAUCUUGUUAUGUGUGGUAUCAGUAUAAAUGGGCUGCACUCUACAUGGAUAAAAACAUUGUUUUUAAUUUGCUAUAUAUACAUUUUUUUUUUUUUUUCACUUAAAUUUGAAGCUAUCAGUGUGGGCUGGCAUAAAGCUGAGGCCCUACUUAGAGUCAAUCCCAUUUGAGGAUAUUUUCAGUGAACACUGAUUGGCUAAAGCUACCUGUCUGAUAAGCUAUCUGAUAGCUGUCUAUCACUCUGGUGUCAUGAAAAUAUGGAAAUGGAAAUGUGAAGGUAUUUACGGAAGUGAUGAAUUGAAAAUUUGGCUCCUGAGGGCAAUCACACCGUCAAGUACAACAUGCACUGACCUACUAUGGCUACAGCUCAGUGCAGCUUAGCUGGUUUUGUAACCUCCUUCACAAGAAUGUUGCACCUUUCACCUAGUAACUUAGGGCACAGUACUUGCCCCAGUAAAAUAUUAACGUUUACUUUUUUUCCAAGUUUUCUUGAGCUAAUAACUCAGCUAUUGCACAGGCCUAUACGGUAUCUAUGACAUAUUUUUCUAUGCCCUAGUGAUAAGAAUGCCAUAUGCCAUUUGCUGUGAAAUACCAUCAGUACUAAGACAUAUCAGACUUGUAUUGGGGUGGUAGCUCUACCAAAGGCUGUUAGAAAUAUGUGUUGUAUUUCUUAAAUAGCUUGUAUAUAUUAUUUGCCUGCUCAGUAAAAGAAUGUUGCUAAUUUAGUUGUGCCGUCUGUGAGAUAGCUGUGGCUCAAAUCAUCACAGUCAUUGGAGGUGCCAUGUGUAGUUUGUGUUUUAUAUUACAUUACCACUCUUUGAGGCAAUGGUUAAGUGGCUGUGUGCUGGAACAAUUUGUGUGUGCAGGGCUUCAAGCGAUACAACAAUGGAUGUAGUGUUACUCACUGCAGCAAAGGUCCAUCUGUUGGCAUCACCAUGCUUCUUUUGCAGCUCUCAAUUGUGUUCAGUAUCAAUGGCAGGUCAAACUGAACAUGUAGAGUUCUUGGUUUUCGCCUUGAAAGUGGCACCAAAUUCUUUUGGUGCAUUAGGUGGGCCUGCGCUAGCUGUAAGUGCUCUUUUUCUUAGCUAGCAGCAUCAUCCGUGCAUUCUGACACUUCAAUAAGCUUGGCCAUUCAACUCUUUGAAGAGAAAAGGUUGAGUGUGCCAUGCUGCAUCUGUUGUCAGUGCACUUUGCGACGAUGUGACAAAUAUUGCACUGGCAUGAAGCAGUGACAAACAACAUUCAUCACUAAGCAAGGCAUGAAUAAUGUUUUUCGCAGUGUCUGCCUUUGUCUCAACGGAUUUUGGUGCACAGUGAAUUCGUGUCACCCAAAAUUAUUGUUCCAGGACACAGCCCCCGAUUUUUUCUGCAUCCAUUUCGGAGAUCAGUGCAGCUUCACACAAGAGAUUUUUGUUGGUUUGCAGCACCAUGAAGACUGUAGACAUUCACAAGAGUGUAUACUGAAGGAUUGCAGCUACAUGGCUCAAAGGCUUAUGGCGCAGUGUGCGUGAUACUUAAUAUGCAACACUGAAAGACAAAGUCAAAAGUAGAAAUAAUCUGCUUCUGGUCUAGCCAAUCCAACUGUGCUUUGUAUGGGUGUUGUGCACACUUUGUUGACGAUGUCUUGCACUGUGGAAAUCUCACCUUGUGGGGAACUAAAAUGAAGGUGUUUAGUGGUGCCGGCUACCUCACGCCACGGGAUACUGGCAGUCUGAGCUGUGCCAAGGGCUUUGACAUGAUGCCUUAGCUUCACUGUGAGCUGGUGCAGUGUGAUAGCAUGCAUUUAGUUGUGCUAGGCAGUGGCAAAACAAAGGUAAAUGGAGCACAGUAACUGCAGUACAUCUUAAUUGCAGAAAUCACUAAAAUAUUGCGAGUUGUGCCAGACAGUGGCACUAGUACAUGAGGCCUGUACCAACUCGGGACGCACUGUCUCAGUGUCAUACUCGCUGCGUCUGGCAGCUACCACUUUGCUGAAAUUGGAAAUAAGAUGAUGUCUUAAAUGGGUACAUAAGAGAGAAACAAAACAAGUCUAGCCGGGUGGAUGAGUUUUUCGAAACUCUUGCUGCAUUUUUAGUGUGCAUGCAAUAUAGUUGAUUAUCAGUGGAAAAAAUGGCAGCCAAACUUGCACUUUGACUUAAAAAGUCGUCAUCAGCUCAAAUACCAGAGCUGAUGUCACUCGGACCAUGAAUUUCAAGCUAUAUUUUGUCUAGCCCAUUUCCUUAGCGUAAAGAAUUCAUAAAUGUCGGACCAGUGAUGUCAGUAAGAUGUCGUGAAUUUCAAGCCAUUUUCGUUAAUCUACACACACUGCAAGCAGAAAAUUUUCACAUAUGUUGCCAGGCUGUUGUUGCUUACUUUUGAAACACGCUGUGCUCCUUUUUCAUUAUUAUUAUUAUUAUAAGAAAGUGAUUAGCACCCAACAAAAGUUAAUACUUAUGAUGUCACAGAGAACUAGUGUAGCAAUUUCAAGAUAGCAUCACCUAUCCUUCAUUUUCAUUUCUUUUCUGGCUAAGAAAGCUUCUGCACAUGCUAAUGCUUGCCUAAUCGCAGUUCAAGGAGCAUUAUCUAUCCCACUAGCUUAAGACAAGAGACAUGCAUCUCUUUUAGUCACUUUCUUGAGCUUAACGCACCUAACAUUGGCCAUUCCUUGGCUGCAUCAGAACACACAAGCAUAAGCAUGCCCAAACGUUGGACACUCGUAUCUCAAAAGUGAUCGGUAAUGUCUCAAAACUGUGUGUUACCAGAGUCGUUUGAUAACUCAUUCUGGUCACGAAACUUGCUAUGCUGCCCAAAGUAGCCACCAUGUGGUGAAGGGUCAUUUGGAAGACACUAGCUGUCGGCAGAGGAGACUAUUUUGCAUGCAUAUAUUCUAGCGAUCUGUGCAACCUUCCCUGCUGCAGUGUUAAGGAGGAAGCACAAGAAGUGGGGCAUGCAAGUGAAGACCACGCAGAGCAUAAUUCCUUUAACAUCUAAAACUGCGCAUACUAAAUGUAGACAUUGCAGUCCAAUUACUAUAAACAGUGACCAAACACAUGCACACUUUGAGCUGUUCCUUGACAGACUCACUAACACUGAUGCAAUGGUUAUUAUUACUAGUAAGUGAAUUAAAACAUCUGGAUUCAGUAUGCUUCUGGUAGUUUGUGUAUUUAAAGAAUUGUGCACUUAGUAGUCUUCACUAACGCAUUGCUUCUUUGGUUUCAUCUGCUAACACUGCAAUAGGAAUGGUUACGCAGCUCGCUCGAAUAGGUGUUCAAGUUAGUCCACAGCUGGUGCUCUCCAAGUGACGCUGCGCCACGUGGUUACUCUGUACGACAUAGUCAGCUUUCUAGGUAGAGGUUUUGGGGGCUGAAAAAAAAUGUUUAUCACAGGACUCGGCACUACGUAAAAGUGUUUUCCGCGCCCUCUAGGCUCUAUGUUGUGAUGCCACUGUCAACCACAAAAGUCAGUGGGACACAGCUGCUGAUUUGCAUUGAGCUGCACUUAAAUGGCUGCAGUGCAGUGCUCCUUUUACAUCUUGUUUAGUGGUCUCCACCAAAACUGCCAUUGCUUGAAUGCCUGUGCUUGUCAAGAUGGGAAUGUUUGAUAGUGUGCAGGGAGAUUCCACAUUUGAGUGAAUGUAGCACUGUUUUAAAUAGUUUCCCACACUGUAUUUUUCGAAGAGGUUUACUGUCGUGCAAUUUGUUGUUUUUUUCACCUGUGUCUAUUGUGGAAGCCUCAAAAGUGUAAUAUUGUAAUUCUUGCAUUAGACCUGACAUGCUUUCAUCGUUAUCAUUAGUCUUUGUUCAUAGGUUGCAGUGAAUUUAAUUGAUCCUUGCUGUUUUUUGCUUUUUGGAAGUGCCUGAUUUAUUUUACCUCGGAAGUUUACUGUGAAAUCUUGAAAUUUGCUAGCUGAAUUGCUGUCCAAAUAUGAGGCAUUAUUUUUGUGUCUUAAUUUAGGGUAACUGACCGAAUAGUGAGCAUCUAUUCACAUCUUUUUGUAGUUAAUUGUCUUUUGAAGAACUUUUGUGCAAGAAAAUAGGCAGUUGAUUUUAUAUAUAAGCGUGGUAGGUACAUGUUUCUGUUUGCACUCUCUUCACUACUUUUGUAUAUAUAUAUGUGCCACCCUCUGGCUGUUUUUUUGCCCAGUCUCAUUGUGACUGAUGUUUAUGUACAUAUUAAUUCAUCAGUAACUUUUUUUUCUUCUUCCAUGAUGUCUCGCACCAUUUUCUUGAGCUCAGUUUUUGCUUGUAUACACAAACAUGUGAGAUGCUGGCACGAAGUUAAGCGAUGUGUGCAUUAAGGAAUAGUAGUGCACAAUGCAAUACUGCUAUCAUGACAACAAAUAGUUAUGUUAAGUUAGCAUCAUGAUCUUGUUCUUUGUCCUUUGUUUAAAAGUCAUGAGUAACAACAGUUCACCUGUUAAGUUCUGCAGCCUCGAAAAAAGGCAUUGCUCCACAUUUUUGUAUUUUCUUCCCCUUUGUUCUAAGACUCAUUGCAUUUUAAUAUGUUUUUGAAGAUCCUUCUAUGAUAGAAGUCCAGGAAAAACAAGGGGAAUGUGGGAGAUGGCAAUUCAAGACGAUGAGUAACACGAGAACAAGGCGAGAGCAGGAGCCAACGUUUCAACAAGUGGACUUGUCUUCUUCAAGGCGACAUAUGCUACUUUUAUUCUCCCUGUCAGGCACGAUAGUUCACUGACCUGCAGCCGAGCAGACCCCCUUGUCCAGACCCCUUGCAUGAAAAGAGGAACCUGCCAUGACACAUCAACCUGCUAACACACGGCGCUGCCUCAAACUCCUCCACAGACUAUCAGUGGUGCAUUAUAUUUCUUUUCAAUUCUACACCCUCGCCGCUAACACACUCUCGCUCGUUACCUCACCCACCCGCCUUACCUUCUCUCCCCUUUAGAAGAACCCUACCUAUAUAUACUGUGCCGAGGAGAGCAUGUCGCCUUGAAGAAGACAAGUCCACUUGUCGAAACGUUGGCUCCUGCUCUCACCUUGUUCUCGUGUUACUCAUCUUCUAUGAUAGAAGAACAUUUAGCAGGACAGUUUACUUCAAGGUGUCCGUGCCUCUAAGAACUUUUGAAAUGUAUUUAUUUCAUUGCACUGUUCUUAUUUCACUUGUGCACAUGGUAUAACGCCUUCACCAGUAUUGUGCAGGCAGUUCAUUUAUGGUUUCCAUCGUACUGUGCACAUCUCCUCCACUUAAGUCUAUUAUAAUACCUUGCCUAAUUUUGUUUUCAUGUACUAUGCCAGUUAUGUCAUCCAUGUACUCUUGCAAAAUGCAUUUAUGGUUCUCCCAUCAGAAUAAAAGGAUCUAUGAAGUCGUAGUAUGCACUUGAGCACAAAUGUUGUUUAGGAAUUAAAACAUUUAUAUCUUGUGUGCCUGGAAAAUGCUGGAUCGGUUUGGAAAGAGUUCAAUGUAGGUAGUAAACUUGGUGUUAACGAGCACAUUGAAGCUAAUUGUUACGCUCAACACUAAUAGUGAAGCACUGCAGCUGACACCAUUUAAACUGAACAAUAAAUAAUCAUGGAAAUCUU
Dermacentor silvarum is the source of this 13243-nucleotide messenger RNA. RefSeq lists its product as uncharacterized. The transcript is spliced from 9 exons. NCBI's taxonomy places the organism in Eukaryota, Metazoa, Arthropoda, Arachnida, Ixodida, Ixodidae. The record is from RefSeq and is a predicted model, not a curated record. Bases 409 to 3129 code for a protein of 906 amino acids.